CCAGAAGUGGGACAUGUACACUGAUCAUCAGGGCACUGAUGAUCAGUCUGCCCUGAUGAUCAGUGUAGCCCCAGCAGUGCCACCUGUCAGUGUCCAUCAGUCCCAGCAGUCAGUGCUCAUCAGUGCCACGUGCCAGUGCCCAUCAGUGCCACAUCAAUGACACAUAUCAGUGCAUACCAGUGCACAUCAAUGCCACAUAUCAGUGCCAAUCUGAGCUGCCUUUCAAUGUCACCCAUCAGUGCCAGUCAGUGCCACCUAGCAAUGCCAAUCAGUGCCACCUAUCAGUGCUGCCAAUCAGUGCCACCUAUCAGUGCCAAUCAGUGCCACCUAUCAGUGCCAGUCAGUGUCGCCUAUCAGUGCGCAUCAGUGCCGACUAUCAAUGCCAGUCAGUGCCACCUAUCAGUGCCUGUCAGU
Molecule: messenger RNA, 414 nt
Organism: Staurois parvus
Lineage: Eukaryota; Metazoa; Chordata; Amphibia; Anura; Ranidae
Source: the annotation of a GenBank genome assembly